Molecule: messenger RNA, 1335 nt
Organism: Varanus komodoensis (Komodo dragon)
Lineage: Eukaryota; Metazoa; Chordata; Lepidosauria; Squamata; Varanidae
Product: 2-epi-5-epi-valiolone synthase-like
Exons: 5
Coding region: 1-1335 (444 amino acids)
Biological process (GO): antibiotic biosynthetic process
Molecular function (GO): 3-dehydroquinate synthase activity
Source: RefSeq, a predicted model, not a curated record
AUGCCCCAAGAGUCCAAGCAGACCGACUUCCAACUAGUACGCGUCAAGAAUACUUGGUGCCGGAUCAAGGAAGGUGAAGCCAUUCCUGAUUCUGAGAAUGAGGUCACCAUUUCACCGGCUAAAAUAAUUGAAACGAUCUCAGAUGGCGACGUGUCCUGGACAAUUCAAGCACCCAUCUAUUUCUGCUAUAAAGUGGUGGAAACAUGCAGUCUCCUAGAUCCCUCCAAUAAGACCCUGCUGUAUGGGCAUAUCAAAGAUCAAGAGGAACUGGACAGGGCUAUGAACAAGGAAGGAGCACAGAAGCGUUUCAUUGUAAUGGAUUCGGUUGUCCACGAGUUUUACGGCUCAGGGGUCAGAAAGUAUUUCGAAGCCAAUGACAUCCAGUAUAAAAUUCUUUCUCUGCCAACCACUGAAGAAACCAAAUCCAUGGAAAUGGUGUUAGAGAUCUUGCAGGAAGUGCAAAACUUUGGCCUGGACAGGCGCACUGAGCCGAUUAUAGCCAUGGGUGGAGGGGCAUGCCUAGAUAUCGUGGGACUGGCCGCAUCGCUGUAUAGAAGACGCACGCCGUACAUCCGAGUGCCAACCACCCUCCUGUCCUAUGUGGAUGCCAGCGUUGGUGCAAAGAAUGGUGUCAAUUUCCUGCAGUGCAAGAACAAACUUGGGAGCUACGUUCCGCCUAUAGCCACCUUUCUUGACAGAACCUUCAUCAAAACAGUCCCCCGCCAGCAUAUCUCCAAUGGAUUUGGGGAAAUUCUAAAGAUGGCACUGAUGAAACACAAAGGCCUGUUUCAUUUGCUGAAAAACCAUGGGAAAUUCUUGCUGGAUACCAAGUUCCAGUCUCACAAUGGCUUAGCUGAUCACGGGGAUGCUGCACUGAAGACCACCAGGAUUGCCAUAGAAACAAUGCUGGAAGAGCUUGCCCCAAACCUCUGGGAAGAUGACCUGAACAGACUGGUUGACUUCGGUCACCUCAUAAGCCCAGAACUGGAAAUGAGAGUUCUGCCAUCACUGAUGCAUGGAGAAGCUGUGAACAUUGAUAUGGCUUUCAUGACGUACCUCUCCUACGUGAACGGGUUCUUAACCGAGAAGGAGAAGAGCCAGAUUAUCUGGUGCAUGACUGCUCUGGAGCUCCCGGUAUGGCAUAAAGAAUGCACAUGGCAUCUCAUCGAAAAGGCCUUGAUGGAAAGAAUGAAGCACAGUGCUGGACAGAUGAGAAUGCCUCUUCCCAUUGGACUCGGAAAAGCAGAUAUAUUUAAUGACAUCAGUGAGGAAACCCUGAGAAGAGCGUACGGGCUGUGGACCAGUGAGUGUAAAACUGCUUCUGUGAGGCAAUGA